Molecule: messenger RNA, 970 nt
Organism: Ochlerotatus camptorhynchus
Lineage: Eukaryota; Metazoa; Arthropoda; Insecta; Diptera; Culicidae
Gene: Pfdn5
Product: prefoldin 5
Exons: 4
Coding region: 195-692 (165 amino acids)
Biological process (GO): RNA polymerase I assembly; RNA polymerase III assembly; RNA polymerase II core complex assembly
Cellular component (GO): cytoplasm; prefoldin complex
Source: RefSeq, a predicted model, not a curated record
AAAAAAAAAGAAGAAAUCCAUCACUCGCGGUUCUGAUUUUUCGUUUCGGCUGGUGCUUGGAAGAAGAAAGAACGGGAAAAGUUUUUCUUGUUUUUGCCUUAUCCGGCUAAUAAUAUUCGCAUCGGAUUGUUUAAUCCGUUGAAUUUCCUGUCCGCCCAGUUAGGUUCCCGGUGUAAAAAGAAACCACUUCGAAAAUGGCCGCGAUUUCCACAACCGAGAAGCCGCAUAUGCAGCAAAUCGAUCUCAACACACUUAACCUGCAGCAGCUGACACAGCUGAAGAACCAACUGGAUCAGGAGCUGACCGUUUUUCAGGAAUCUUUGCAAACACUGAAGAUGGCUCGCGUAAAAUAUUCCGGCUCGAAGGAAGCUCUGGAGCAAUUCAAGCCCGACUGGAACGAGAAGCAGAUUUUGGUCCCGCUGACGGGGAGCAUGUACGUUCCGGGAACUAUCAAGGACGCAGACAAUGUGAUUAUAGAUAUCGGAACCGGAUACUAUGUGGAGAACGACCUGGACAGUGCUAAAAACUUCUUCAAGCGGCGGGUAGAUUUUGUACAGGAACAGAUGGAAAAGAUCGAAGUGUUGGGCAUGGAAAAAUCGAAAAUUCGGGACGCAAUUCGCGAGGUGAUGGAAAUCAAGCUGCUACAGUUCGAGAAGGAAUUACAGAAAAAGCGGGAAGGAGCCACCGAAUAAUUAUGCUUAAGGAUUUGCCGAGCUUUAAACUAAGACGUCUCAUUGCUUUCUCCAACGCGAAACCGAAAUAGUGUCUAAAUCAUCCGUUUCGAAUCAUCAUCGUUGCAAUUAAAUAUUAUUUAUCUUUUACAACAGUGCGAUUGAAUCGAGUUGUCUUACGCAGUCGUUUAACUAUUUUUGAUUACAACAUUCGCUAUCUCCAAAAUAUCCUGCUAUCAAAUAAUUUGUUCGUUUUCAACAGGGAAUAAAAUGUGCAUUUAACCGACUGGCACAAGUUA